Heteronotia binoei (common prickly gecko) is the source of this 2866-nucleotide messenger RNA. It is a transcript of the gene APH1A, whose product is annotated as aph-1 homolog A, gamma-secretase subunit. The record is from RefSeq and is a predicted model, not a curated record. NCBI's taxonomy places the organism in Eukaryota, Metazoa, Chordata, Lepidosauria, Squamata, Gekkonidae. Gene Ontology annotation, cellular component: endoplasmic reticulum; gamma-secretase complex; membrane. Gene Ontology annotation, biological process: Notch signaling pathway; positive regulation of catalytic activity; protein processing. The transcript is spliced from 7 exons. Gene Ontology annotation, molecular function: protein-macromolecule adaptor activity. The coding region runs from base 66 to 863 and encodes 265 amino acids.
UCUCCCUCCGCCUCUCCUGCCCGGGGCUUUGUGCUGGUGGUGCGCGAGGCGCGGGCGCGGCCGCGAUGGGGGCGGCGGUCUUCUUCGGCUGCACCUUCAUCGCCUUCGGGCCGGCCUUGGCCCUCUGCCUGCUCACCGUGGCCGGAGACCCCCUGCGGGUCAUCAUCCUGGUAGCAGGGGCCUUUUUCUGGUUGGUCUCCCUCCUCCUGGCUUCUCUGAUCUGGUUUAUUUCGGUGCAGCUCAGCGACCGGAACAAUGGGCAACUGCAGUACGGCCUCCUGCUCUUUGGCGCAGCCGUCUCUGUCCUCCUGCAAGAGGCCUUUCGCUUUGCGUACUUCAAGCUCCUCAAGAAGGCGGACGAAGGCCUGGUGUCCCUCAGCGAAGAUGGCCGGCCUCCCAUCUCUAUCAAGCAGAUGGCCUAUGUGUCGGGCCUCUCUUUCGGGAUCAUCAGCGGCCUCUUCUCCGUCAUCAAUAUCCUGGCGGAUUCCAUCGGUCCGGGCACUGUGGGAAUCCAUGGGGACUCGCCCCACUACUUCAUCACGUCAGCUUUCUUGACGAUGGCCCUGGUUUUCUUGCAUACCUUCUGGGGGACCAUCUUCUUCGAUGCCUGUGAGAAGGGGCGCUACGGGAGGCUGGGGCUGGUGGUCACCAGUCACCUGGUCACGUCUGGGUUGACCUUCCUCAACCCUUGCUACGAAGCCAGCCUCAUCCCCCUGUUCCUCCUGACGCUCUCCACGGGGGCCUUGGCAUUCUCGACUGCCGGAGGGUCCCUGCACAGCAUUCAAGCUUGCCUCUCUGGCAAAAAGGAAGAGGGAGAUUCCGUCAUGGUCUACUCGGCCCUACAGCUCCCGUCUGAAGACUGAGCAGUGCUCGCACAGCUGGCCCACGAGUCCCCCUUCUUGCCAACUGGGGAAGGCUCAUAGCCCCACCCCAGUCAGUGCACAACUCCAGGACCAGAGGGAGCGGGUGCGAGUCUAGCAGAAACUGAGCCCACUUGGACCGCAGACUCCCCUGCCUGGAGGGAGGAAUUCUGUCUCCUUCAACGGGUCCCCACCCCACCCCUUCUUUCUGCUGCAGAAGGCCGCAGUGUUUCACUCUCCCGUCUCCUUUUUGUGGGCUGUGUGCGCAGAUGCUCCCCACCCCUUGUAGCUUACGAGCCCUUUCUCAGGGGGAAAGAACGACACAACGGCAGCCAGCUCUGGGAAGACUGACUCGGACUGCUGGCGUGGAUGAUGAUAAUUUAAAUUUAGUUUUUUUCAGCAUGGACUCCAGUUUCUCUGGUCAGCAGCUAGCUUAGCUAGAUGCUUGUUUUCUGGGGGAGUCUGUUCCCCCCCAGCGGACUGCAGGCAAGUCCCAUUUUGUACCCUUCUGUACCCCCACCCCGCCUCUGUUGGCAAACGGGAACCAGUUGGUAUUUCCCCCCUGUAUUUGGCCCUGCGGUCGCCUGUUCUGUUCUUAACCUGUGCAAGAAUUUGUUCGUUUUCAGAAUUGUGGAACUUGUUCCCUCUGCUUGGCCAGUGUGGGCUACAAUCGCAGCCGUCUGCUCACACAUAAGCAAAGAACUUCGCACCCUGAAUUUCACUUGAUAAUGGGGUCAUUUGGUCUUUUUUGCUGGCAAAGCUGCAACCCAGGUUUGGCAGUGAAAUAAUGUCUUUUAGGCCAGGGUGAUGAAAGGGUUGUCGAAGGCUUUCACGGCCGGAGUCCAUUGGUUGUUAUAGAUUUUCCGGGCUGUGUGGCCAUGGUCUUGGCGUUGUGAGAACUGAUGUUUCACUGGCAGCUAUGACUGGCCUCCUCAGAGGUGUAACCCAGAAAAGUGGAAUUCUCUCUGGGUCAAAUUGAGAAGAAGGUGGUAGGUAGGUAACCCAGAAAACUGGAGUUCUCUCUGGAUCAAACUGAGAAGAAGGAGGUAGGCAGACAAUUUGUAUCUACUCCAGCAGGUGGGGUUGGGCUGAGUCAUUAUCUUGUGGGAGCUUCCUGGGCUGUGACAUGCUAAUGGAGGAGCUUCCCUGAGGGGUUCUUUUGUAUAUCCAAUCCAUAUACAAUAGCCAAUCCAUAUACAAAAGUGCCCCCUCAGGGAAGCUCCUCCAUUAGCAUGUCACAGCUCAGGAAGCUCCCACGAGAUAAUGACUCAGCCCGACCCCACCUGCUGGAGUAGAUAUAAAUUACCUGCCUACCAACUUCUUCUCAAUUUGACCCAGAGAGAACUCCCAGUUUCUGGGUUACACCUCUGAGGAUGCCAGUCACAGUUGUUGGCAAAAUGUCAGGUCUCACAAUGGCCACGGCCACACAGCCAGGAAAAUCUACAACAACCAAUGAAGGUGUUGUUUGAGAGGCCUGCUGUGUUCUUUUGUCUCAUGACCAUCUCCCUGUGCAACUCUUUGGUCUUUGAACCUUGCCUGCCACUCCACAGUAUCCCAGCGCCUUUUUUCAAACAGAGUAGGCCAAAUUCCUCUUGGGUUGAUGUUUUCAGAGGGGACAGGAGAGGAGAGCUGUAUGUCACUUCAACCUUUUCGGAGCUCCCAAGGUCCCGCAAUGGCUUGACCAUCAAUCAAUCAGCUGCCACGGCAGGGUUUUGGAAAGCAAGGGUGCUGCAUCGCCAUCUUCUGGCUGGGAAGUGUUACUGCGCCUGUGUUGAUUUCUUCGGCCUCUUUAAUAGUCUAAGAACAAAAACAUCCCGGUUUUCUUCAGAUGAAAUUGCUCUUUCUAAUUCCAGGGAGAUUCAAACUUUCCCCUUCCGUGAUGUUCUAGAGCAGGUGGCCAGCGUUCCCUCUUUUGACUUAUGCAUUGAUCCUUUUUAUGACUGAAGUGCAAAUCUUUUUAGUAUUGGCUGCUUGGUACAAUGAAUAAAAGAGCUUCUAUCUUUCAA